AUGGACGCGCGAUGCCAGUGCGGCGCGGUGAAGUUCAAGACGCCGCUCCCGAAGCCGUUGCGGCUGUACAUCUGCCACUGCGACGAGUGUAAGCGGCAGACCGGGUCGGCGUUCGGGACGUCGGCGAUUUUCCCAAAGUUCAAGAUCCCGCCCGCCGAGUUGCUGGGCGUCUACGCGAGGCCGACUGCUUCGGGAGUAACUCUUCACUGCUACUUCUGCCGCAACUGCGGGACCAGGUUGAUCCACAGCACGCCGGAUAAAAACGUCGUCUCGGUCAAGGGCGGCUGCAUUGACGGCCUCGACUGGAAGACGGCGGUGCACAUCUGGACCAAGAACGCCAUGGUCCCCAUCCCGGAGGGAGCCGAGACCCACCCGGAGGAGGCCGAUUACACCGACUACGGGGAUUCGCAGGAGUCGCUGGAUCAGCCGACGGACCUCCGCGGGAACGGCGGGUGCACCGGGGCCGUGAAGCCGGUAAUCAGGGCGGCUUGCGAUAUCAGCCCCAGCAGCUCUCUGCAGUAA
This is a messenger RNA of Colletotrichum karsti, 522 nucleotides long. RefSeq names its product glutathione-dependent formaldehyde-activating. The record is from RefSeq and is a predicted model, not a curated record. The transcript is spliced from 4 exons. Gene Ontology annotation, molecular function: carbon-sulfur lyase activity. Lineage: Eukaryota; Fungi; Ascomycota; Sordariomycetes; Glomerellales; Glomerellaceae. Bases 1 to 522 code for a protein of 173 amino acids.